AUGUCAAAGGUUGAAGCUCUAAUGAGAGAAUACCCAGCUCCACCUGAGGAAGAACUCUACCCAGAGGUCUGUGCUGAGAAGGCCUGGACCCUUUCGAGGUUUGACAAAGAAAAGAGGCUGCAGGCUGAAGAGCUCUUCCAGAGAGCCGUGAUGAUGCAGCCAGACAACGUGGAAUGGCAGACCAGCUGGGCCAUAUUAUCAGCAGAUCCCUUCCUAGACAACAUGGAAGACAUGCCUCCCGAAGUCUUUGAGAAACUGAGAUCAGCCACUGAACGAGAUCCAGAAAACUUGUAUGUUGCUGCUCUUUAUCUGAGGGCACGAGCUGCAAAAGGAGAACAAAUUCAAGAUGAAGCUCAAAGAUUGGCUGAAAGGAUCCUAGAAAGAUUUCCAAGCAGUUACAAUGGCUUCAGCCACUUAGGGCGACUGUACAGGGACUAUAUAUCAAAAGAUGACGCUAUUAAGGUAGCCAAAGAGGCCAUGAGGAGAUAUCCUGACAGUCGUUAUGCAAAGAGAUUUGCUGCCAUCUGCUACAAGAAUAAAGUCCUUUCCCCAGACUUCAAACCCAGUAGUCAAAGCGGCAUCGUCACACGAGCCAUUAGUCUCUGGGAGGAGAAUAUUGAUCUCUAUGUUUGGCUGAAGUCUGAUUGA
Molecule: messenger RNA, 648 nt
Organism: Cyprinodon variegatus (sheepshead minnow)
Lineage: Eukaryota; Metazoa; Chordata; Actinopteri; Cyprinodontiformes; Cyprinodontidae
Product: interferon-induced protein with tetratricopeptide repeats 5-like
Exons: 2
Coding region: 1-648 (215 amino acids)
Biological process (GO): defense response to virus
Cellular component (GO): cytosol
Molecular function (GO): protein binding
Source: RefSeq, a predicted model, not a curated record